Molecule: messenger RNA, 788 nt
Organism: Pyrus x bretschneideri (Chinese white pear)
Lineage: Eukaryota; Viridiplantae; Streptophyta; Magnoliopsida; Rosales; Rosaceae
Product: 14 kDa proline-rich protein DC2.15-like
Exons: 1
Coding region: 79-501 (140 amino acids)
Source: RefSeq, a predicted model, not a curated record
ACACAUCCUCUCAAUCAAAUUCCUAAUCCUUCUAAAGCGAAGAGCCUUCCGUUUCACAAGCCAAUCCAAACGUCCCAAAUGGCUUCCAAGGCUGUAGCUUCCACUGCCCUCCUCCUCUCCCUCAACCUCCUCUUCUUCACCUUGGUCACCUCCACCAAUGUUGACUGCCCACCACCUGCAAAAAAGGGACACCACCCUAAGCACGCAAGUCCUGCACUACCAAACCCCAAGCCCUCUAAGCGUGCCACGUGCCCAAUAGACACUUUGAAAUUGGGAGUAUGUGCUGACGUGUUGAAUGGUUUGGUGCACCUUGUCGUUGGUCCACCAAAGUUCCCAUGCUGCAGCCUCAUUGAGGGCCUUGUUGACCUUGAUGCUGCUGUGUGCCUUUGCACUGCAAUCAAAGCUAAUGUCUUGGGGAUCCACUUAAAUGUCCCCGUUUCACUGAGCCUGCUCUUAAACUACUGCGGGAAGCAGAUCCCUACUGGUUACAAAUGUGCUUGAAUUUGAAGCACUAUUUAUCCGUCGUGCUCUCAAUUUUUAUUACAUAUGCUUUUAAUUAUUUUCUCAUUUCCAUUUGGUGCGUGUCUAAGAGCUUUUGGGAUGUUUAUUGGUAUACAUAUUCCAUUUUUCAUUCUUAUUAAUAUUUCUUUCUAUGUUUUGGUGGAUGGAUGGAAGGCUCCUUGCCUUCUUCCACAUCCUCUCUAGCAUUGUAUUUUAAUGAAAAUUGUGGUUCAAAUGUAAUAAUUGAUGGUUGUUUCAGAAAGUAAUUUAAUUCAUGUUCGUAGCUA